AUGUCUCUUCGCAGACGUCUUCAAACAGGCGCUGAGCGCCACGGUUCACAAUCAUCUCCUGCACCAGACAGAUUCCGCCCCUCCAAUUCAAACGGAUCAAUCCCCUUCCCAGAAUACACUCCACCAACAUGUCCUCUCUCGGCCGAUGCGCAACGAGCCAUUUCUAACAUCCGCACUCUUCACAAUAACGCUAAGCUAAAGAAACAUCUUAAUCAAGCGAUCAAAAAUAUCACAGACACCACUGUUGCCAAUAAUGAUAGGAUAUGGGAGCGCAAGAGACAAGUGGAGAAAAAUGCGCGAAAGAGACAAAGGGAUGGAGAAGAUGAUGAGGAGAUUCCGGCGGAUCACAAAGAUUUGGAAAUCCAUACGAAGCAUUUGGCGAAGAAGGUCAAUAUCUGGACGGAGCAGGCGGAGUUGGCGAUGCGGGUCUUGAUUGAUAAGGGCGAUGAGGUGGAGAGGAAUGAUCUGGUUGUUAGGGAUGUUUGUGGUAAAUUGGCGGAGGCCAAUCCAGCUCCUCCAAUCCGAAGGACUAGGGUUCAAGAAGAUGAAGAGGAAGUAAAGCAAGAUGGAGUGGUUGUAAGUGCAGUAGAGUUACUGGAUCAAAUCAAGGAGGAGUAUAGGUCAAAAUAUGAGGCGGAAAGUAUGACAAAAAGAUACGCCUCCCAUAACGACUACAAGAGCUUCAAGCGUGUAGUUCACGACUCCCUUCAUCCAGACGGUGACCUACCCCUCCCCAAAGAAUCCACAUGGUUCCCCUCGGACCGCUCUCACCCAUCUACUCAAGCCAACAGACAAGCCGAAGAAGAAUCUUCGGAUGACGAGAUUGUUAUUGAACGAGUCGUCAAAGAUCUCAAAUGUCCACUCACAUUUGCAAUUUUCCGCUUCCCAUACACCAAUAAUAAGUGCAAUCACAGUUUUGAAAAAGAAGCAAUCAUCGAAUAUCAUGGGAAAAAUGCAACGAAUCAGGGUGGGAAAAGGGUGGUCAAAUGUCCGGCGAUUGGGUGUGAGAAUUUAAUUGCCAUGAAGGAUAUGUAUGAUGAUCAAUUGUUGUUGAGACAGGUUAAGAGGGCGACGCAGAGAGAAAGAAGUGAGGAUAGCGAUGACGAGGAUGAUGCUCCGAGAGGAACGCAAAGGAACAGACCCGAGGAAUUAGAUGACGAAAGUACAUUUUUGGAUGUCGAUGACGAAGAGAGGCGGCGAAGUGUAAAAAGGGAGAAAAUGAGUAGUAGGCCUCCACCUACUUUGACACAAGUUAGCACAGACGGCGAAGAUGAAGAUGACGAGGAUGAAUGA
Molecule: messenger RNA, 1293 nt
Organism: Botrytis byssoidea
Lineage: Eukaryota; Fungi; Ascomycota; Leotiomycetes; Helotiales; Sclerotiniaceae
Exons: 2
Coding region: 1-1293 (430 amino acids)
Biological process (GO): double-strand break repair via homologous recombination; protein sumoylation
Cellular component (GO): Smc5-Smc6 complex; nucleus
Molecular function (GO): zinc ion binding; SUMO ligase activity
Source: RefSeq, a predicted model, not a curated record